Galleria mellonella (greater wax moth) is the source of this 1263-nucleotide messenger RNA. Its product is annotated as 2-oxoglutarate and iron-dependent oxygenase domain-containing protein 3-like. Gene Ontology annotation, cellular component: membrane. The transcript has 4 exons. Lineage: Eukaryota; Metazoa; Arthropoda; Insecta; Lepidoptera; Pyralidae. Gene Ontology annotation, molecular function: oxidoreductase activity, acting on paired donors, with incorporation or reduction of molecular oxygen; L-ascorbic acid binding; iron ion binding. The record is from RefSeq and is a predicted model, not a curated record. Bases 301 to 1254 code for a protein of 317 amino acids.
GAUUAAACUGUCAUUGGAUAUUAAAGAUCUGUAUUGUUUGUCAAUCAAAUAAACCAAAUAAAUAUUUCCAAUUUCCAUAAUAAAAUUAAAACUCUCUCAAUAUAAAAUUAAUUAUAAGAAAAUGUUUUUUCUUAUUAAUUUUCAUUAGUAGGCAUUAUUAUAAUUAAUAGGUUAAAUUUGAAUUCGUAGGUAAUCAUACCGCUAAAAUUUAUCUAUAAAUCCGAAAUAAUAAUAUUACAGUUAUCAUUGGUGGUGUUUGCUCUUAUUUUAUUUUAAACAACAUAGAUAUUCAUUAAAAUUAUGCAAGACUCUAGAAAAAGAAAUGUAAAUAAGAAUAUUAGUGAAAAAAAUAGCGUUGGCGAAAAUGUAUCUGAGAGGAAAAAUAAUGACAUAUCAAGUUCGAAGAACAAUAAUUUAUCAUUGCGGGUUAUUUCACGGAGUGUCGUCAUAUUUUCUCUUCUGAUUAUUGUAUAUUUUUCUUCUAAUGACGAUAAAACGAAGCCAUUUGCGAAACAAUCAGAAAUAUUAACAGGAAAAGGCCAAGUUAUAGAAUGCUCCUCUGACUAUUUGAAGGAAUUAGAUAAAUAUGAGGGUUGUUUUCCCAAACAGUGUAAGAGAUUUGUGAGCGAUAAAGUUAUAUCAGAGAGAGAGGCAGAUGAAUUGCUUACAAUAGCAAAGAAAGGCCUUCAGUUAGGAGGUUCAUCUGGGGGUGCUUCUAUACUGGAUCUACAUAGUGGUGCAUUAUCAAUGGGAGAGCAUUUUAUCAAUAUUUAUAAAAUUGCUGCAGCUAAGAACACAUUCUCAGAAAAUGACUUCAAUAUUUACAGAGUAGUAAAAGAGAAAGUAAAAUAUGCUGUGGCACAUCAUUUUGGGGUUAAUCCAAAUAAAAUCUAUCUGACUCAUCCAACAUUUUUUUCUGAAAUAACUUCAAAAAAGUCAGUCACUGUACAUGAUGAAUAUUGGCACCCACAUGUUGAUAAGGAAACAUAUAAAUCAUUCCACUAUACCACAUUGCUUUAUUUGGGAGACUAUAAUAAAGAUUUCAAAGGAGGUAGAUUUGUAUUUGUAGAUGAAAAUGUAAAUAAAACUGUUGAGCCAAGAAAAGCUAGACUGAGCAUGUUCACUAGUGGCAGUGAAAAUCUACAUUAUGUUGAAAAAGUAACAUCAGGUGUCAGAUAUGCUGUAACUAUUUCAUUUACUUGUGACAAACAACAUGCUAUAGAAAAUCCUAGUACUGAUAAAUAUAAAAAUUAACAUUCCAUA